GUUACCGCAGUUUUGUGGGAUGGGCAGACCUUUGCAUGCUAUCUAUGGAACUUGUGAUACAAUAAUAAUACCACAUAUAGUAAAGCAAAUUUAGUACACAAAAGUUUGAUGCUAUAUACAACGAAACAUGUCGAUUUGACUGUAUCAAAUCCAAACCAAACAAUUCACGGCUCCCCUUCCUUCCUCCGAAACUACCUCUCUUCCCUCCCAUUCUCAAUUUAGCAAUACCACACACAAAAAACACCUCCCCAACCUCUCUCCAUUCCAUUCCCAUAAACAUGUAUAUAUAGUUAUACGUACUCUCUUGUCAAUUGUUUCUCCCAAAGCAGGACCUAACAAUGGAGAUGUCCACCAGACCAUCUCCAUCCCCUCUCAUUCUCUUCCUCUUCUCCCUCUUCCUCCACCACUUCGCCGCCGUGUCCUCCAUCGGCAUCAAUUAUGGAACCAUCGCCAACAACCUCCCACCACCGGCCCAAGUUGCGCAAUUUCUCAAAGACAAAACAAUAAUCGAUCGGGUUAAGAUCUUCGACGCGAACCCAGAUAUCAUCCGGGCUUUUGCCAACACAGGAAUCUUUCUUUCUGUUACAGUCCCCAAUGGCGAAAUCCCCAAUCUCGCUAACUUACGCAAUGCUCGCAGAUGGGUUAGCACCAACGUCAAACCUUUUUACCCACAAACCAAAAUCAAUUACAUUUUAAUGGGUAAUGAAAUUCUUCACUGGGGAGAUCAAAAUAUGAUCUCGAAUCUCGUUCCCGCUAUGAGAUCUCUGCAUCGGGCUCUGGUUCGGGCCGGACUUGGAGCUAUCCGGGUCACAACCCCGCACUCGCUUGGGAUCCUUUUAAGCUCCGACCCACCCAGUGCAGCCAGUUUCCGACCCGGUUGGGACCGGGCCGUACUAGCCCCGAUGCUUCAGUUCCUCAGACAAACAAAAUCACCGUUUAUGGUCAACCCAUACCCAUAUUUUUCAUGGGCCCCGAAAAACAAUCAGUUCACCCUCUUCCACCGUAACCGCGGCGUUCGUGACCGGUUCACCGGGAAGACCUACUUCAACAUGUAUGAUUUGUUGUUGGAUGCUGUAUUUUCGUCGAUGAAGAAGCUGGGUUAUGGUGAUGUUGAGAUAGCUGUGGGUGAGGUGGGUUGGCCGUCGAUGGGUGACCCGGGUAUGACCCAAUGUACGGUGGAGAAUGCGCAGUGGCAUAAUAUGAAUAUUCUAAUGGAGUCUCGUUCCGGGGCCGGAACCCCGUUGAUGCCUCACCGGAAAUUGGAGACCUAUAUUUUCGCUCUGUUUAAUGAGAAUUUGAAGCCCGGUUCGGCUGCAGAGAGGAAUUUAGGGCUUUUCAGGCCCGACUUUUCGCCCGUGUAUGAUAUGGGGAUUAUGCGAGGAGGACAGGCUGGUGGUGAUGUUGGGAGGCCUAGGCCUAGGCCCGUGCCCGUGCCCGUGCCCGUGCCCGUAGCUGGAAAACAGUGGUGCUUGCCGAAAGUAGGGGCGAGUGACGCGGCGUUGCAGGCAAACAUCGACUGGUUGUGCGGCAAUGGAGUCGAUUGCCGAGCCAUUCAAGUUGGUGGACAGUGCUUCAACCCUAACACGGUUAGGUCUCAUGCAGCUUACGUAAUGAAUGCUUACUACCAGGCCAAGGGUCACCAGAGUGUUAACUGCGACUUCUCUGGCACCGGUGUUGUUGCCUCCUCUAACCCAAGUUAUGGUACCUGUAAAUAUAUCGCUUGAGAUUGGAUCAUACCGGAAGUAGAAAAAAGAAUACAAAGGCUGCAUGGGGGGUUACGCAUUAAUUUAAUUUCUUGUUUCCUUGAAAAGUUUGCAUUGUAACUAAUGUGAAGGUGUUCACUAACUAAUUUACUUCCCACUGCCCAUAUGAUGGUGCAAUUUAAACUUAAUGUUACCCAUUUUUUUUUGGUUAUGGUGUGAUGUUUACAAUGCAUGUUCAAUCAUAAUUCCUAUAA
Molecule: messenger RNA, 1957 nt
Organism: Camellia sinensis
Lineage: Eukaryota; Viridiplantae; Streptophyta; Magnoliopsida; Ericales; Theaceae
Product: glucan endo-1,3-beta-glucosidase
Biological process (GO): carbohydrate metabolic process
Molecular function (GO): hydrolase activity, hydrolyzing O-glycosyl compounds
Source: RefSeq, a predicted model, not a curated record